Molecule: messenger RNA, 10921 nt
Organism: Gadus chalcogrammus (walleye pollock)
Lineage: Eukaryota; Metazoa; Chordata; Actinopteri; Gadiformes; Gadidae
Gene: zbtb20
Product: zinc finger and BTB domain containing 20
Exons: 4
Coding region: 547-2616 (689 amino acids)
Biological process (GO): regulation of cytokine production; regulation of immune system process; negative regulation of transcription by RNA polymerase II
Molecular function (GO): protein binding
Source: RefSeq, a predicted model, not a curated record
UCCACAGGCAUAAUGGAGCUGGCUUCAGCGUCCCAGUGUGUUCGUCGGGAGGGUGUGCGAUGCCUUAGGAUUGGGGCAUAUUAACGCUGACCGAUGUACGAGCCGUCCUACACCGCUCAAGACAGCGCGCUGCUCCCAUCCCAGUGGCUUAAGUGAAUAGGCGUGCCCAACCAAAGUAUUCGAUGUAUAGUUAAAAAAUGGGAGGGCACACUUGAACCGAGGUCGUCUGUGAAGGUAGGCUGCAGCGUGUGUUUAUUGAUGAGAUGAAAGAAGAUGGAAGUGAGAAAUGAAACAAAGUAAAGGAACAUAAUUUAAACUAGGCUUUGCUUUGUCGGGCAAACCGGGGACAGCUGUGGCACGCCGUCGCCGCUAUUGAACGAGCUUCGGACCGCAGAUGAUUUGGACGAAGAGGAGCCGCCGGAGCACCUAGCCGUGCCCCCUGACCCGCCACACCUCCGCCACCAGCAAACCUGAAGCCUUCUCCAGCUUCACACACACCUCCUCUCCCACACAACAUUAUCUGGCUGUGACACCAGUUGCAAGGGGAUGACCGAGCGUAUUCAUAACAUCAACCUCCACAACUUCAGCAACUCUGUACUCGAGACCCUCAAUGAGCAGCGGAACCGCGGGCACUUCUGUGACGUGACGGUGCGGAUCCAUGGCAGUAUGCUGCGCGCUCACCGCUGCGUGCUGGCCGCCGGCAGCCCCUUCUUCCAGGACAAGCUGCUCCUGGGCUACAGCGACAUCGAGAUCCCCUCCGUGGUGUCGGUGCAGUCCGUUCAGAAGCUGAUCGACUUCAUGUACAGCGGGCUGCUGCGCGUGUCGCAGUCGGAGGCGCUGCAGAUCCUGACGGCGGCCAGCAUCCUGCAGAUCAAGACGGUCAUCGACGAGUGCACGCGCAUCGUGUCCCAGAACGUGGGCCUGACUGGGGCCGGGGGGUUUCCCCUGAUCCCGGGCGACUCGGGCCAGGAGACCCCGCUCGGCACCCCGGAGUCGGGCACGUCGGGCCCCAGCAGUGACGCCGAGUCCGGUUAUAUGCAAGCCACGUCGCAGCACAGCGCCUACUCGCUCUACUCCUACCCGGGGCUGUCCCUGCCCAACGGGACGGCCCGCGAGCGCCCGCCCUUCGUCGCCAACCUGGCCUCCAACUUCGAGGCGACGGCGGGGGGCGGGGCCGGGCUGGGGGCGGGGCCGCAGCAGCAGCAGAAGGACCAGCAGGCCCAGGACCCGCCCUGGAUCACCCGCAUCCACGAGCGGUCCCAGCAGAUGGAGCGCUUCCUGUCCAACGAGAGCAGCACCCACUGCCGCAAGCAGCCGCGGCCGGUGCGCAUGCACAUCAAGCAGGAGGCGGAGGACGUCGGCUACGACCGCUACGACGGCGUGGGCGAGUGCGGCCAGGAGGACGGCGAGGCGGCCGAGGGCCCCGAGAGCGAGCCCAAGGGCGAGAGCUUCGACUCGGGCGUGAGCUCGUCCAUCGGCACCGAGCCCGACGCCAUGGAGCAGCAGCAGUACCUGAUGAGCUACGGGCGCGAGGCGGGCGAGCUGCCCCACGGGGGGGACGAGGGCCCCGUGCAGAUCGAGGUGGACGACUCGUCCCCGGAGCAGGGCGGGGACGAGGACGGAGGCUCCUGCCACAGCACUAGUGAAGCGAGCAUGAUGCAGCCCCUGGGGAACCCCGCGUCCGGCCAGUCCCUGUCCGGCACGCCGCAAUACCUGCGGCAGGGUGCAGAAUCUCUCACCAGCAACCAUAGGAUGCCCCUCACCAUGACCAGCAACUCCCCGGUGAUCGGGCCGGCUGGCAACGGCUACCUGCCCCUGUUCGGCGGGCAGUCGGCCAGCAACAAGCCUUUCUUAUUCAGCCUUCCACAGAACAUCGUCGGCCCGCAGCCUCAGUUUGUGGCCGUGCCGCCGCCGACGAUGACGUCGUACCCCAACCCCAUGUCGGGACAGCAGCAGGUGUCCUCCCAGCAGCAGCAAGCGGCUGGCGGGAUCGGCCCCGGGGAGAAGAAGCCCUACGAGUGCACUCUAUGCAGUAAGACCUUUACUGCCAAACAGAACUACGUCAAACACAUGUUUGUCCAUACCGGCGAGAAGCCCCACCAGUGUAGUAUCUGCUGGCGGUCCUUCUCCCUGAAGGACUACCUGAUCAAACACAUGGUGACGCACACGGGCGUGCGCGCCUACCAGUGCAGCAUCUGCAACAAGCGCUUCACGCAGAAGAGCUCGCUCAACGUGCACAUGCGCCUUCACCGCGGCGAGAAGAGCUACGAGUGCUACAUCUGCAAGAAGAAGUUCUCCCACAAAACCCUGCUGGAGCGCCACAUGGCGCUGCACAGCACGGGCGCCGCCGCCGUCACCGCCCUGUGCGGCUCCCCCGUCGGCCCCACAGGGCCCAUCUCCAUCCCCAUGCCCAUGGUCGUCGCCGAGCCGGGGGCCGGGGUGGCGGCCCCCGCCAUGCCGGUGAGUGCCGGCGUGGGGGGCGGAGUGGGGCUGGGCGUGGCCUCGGAGGCCGGCUGCCAGGACGGGACCACCUACGUGUGCUCCAUCUGCCCCGCCAAGUUUGACCAAAUGGAUCACUUCAACGACCACGUGCGCAUGCACGUCUCCGACGGAUAAGUACAACGACAAAAAAAUUUACAAAAAAAAAAAGAUGAAAAAAUACUCUUUUUUUUUCUCGAGAGAAAAAAAAAAGAAUGAGAAAUUUAAAUGGCACUAGAUUUUUCCUUUUUUCGUUUGUUCUUUUGGGGGUAUGAAGAGUAAUGAGUAGAGACACUGGCACGUUGAGUUCCCAAAAAAUGUUUUUUUUUUUUCUUUUCUUCUCUUUUCUUUGUUUGUUAUUCUAAAAGAAAACAGAUUGGUGGCCUUAAGGCUUAGUAGUUUGAAACUGAUCUACUGGAUGGAUCCAACUACAGGCCUCUAAAUGUGUGCUUUCCUAAAAUACUGAUUAUGUGUUGAACACUACCGAAAGGCCUACACGAGAAACACAUUACACACAAACACACAUAUAAUGUAGAUAUGUUUGUAGGAGUAUACAAGUGCAUAUGUAUGUGUGUGUGUGCGUGUGUGUAUUUUGCAUAUGCGUCUAUGUGGUCGUUUGCGUGUGUGUAUCUGUGUUUGUGUGUGUGUGUGCGCGCGCGCACGCGCGCCCGUGCGUGUGUGUGUGUGUGUGUAUGUGUGUGUGUGUGUGCUUGUGUGUGUGUACGUGUGCAUUGCCAUGAAAUGUUUACCAUGGCAGAUGUGAGCCCAUAUUGACCAGUUUGGAACAUGAAUAAGUCCAAGCUUACUGUGGUAUAAUUUACAACAACGACGACAGCAAACACACACACAUCUGGGUUAGGCUUCAUAUUCCCUCUAAAAUACUGAUGGUCACAAGGUUGCCUUCUUAUGUAAAAUAAAAAAAACAAAAAACAAACACAGAGAGUACUUUAAUUUGACACUGGGUUUAUUUAUUCCCAUGGUUUUUAAGGGAUGACAAUGACGCUGUUGUCAAGGUACCAGUUUGACUCAUUUUAAUUGAAAUGCCAUGUUCCUGUUAGCAGUCACAGGGGUUUCGCACAUGGUUUUAUUGUCCAUAAAUCUUGAUGGCUAAGAAAGGUUGAGUUUACUCAAUUUCGAGUGCGUUGAUGAGACAGUAAUCGAUCAAAGGUCAUUAACACUUUGGAGUUUGAGCUUUUGACUUGUUCGCAUACACUGCCACUAAUAUCUUUAAAGACUGUUAAGGCUGGUAGAACACUUCAUUUCAAAUCCUAACAUAUAAAAAAAAGAAAAAGCCAGAUUUUUUUUUCCGGCUUUUUUUUUUUUUUGGGCCUUUUACACUCAGAGUUAGGGCUUGAGUAUGCUGAACGAAACUCCUCCUCUCUUACCGCUCGCAUCUUUCACCCCACUGGUAAACCAUUGGUGAUUAAGGUGUUAUCAAGGGUAGCCCAGUCAUGUGGCUGCAAUUUUGGAAUCAAAUUAUAUCUGAACAGUGUUCAAGCAAGGCUUUCUUUAGGAGGGUACAGAGGGAAUAAUAUCUAUCAAACCUGUAAAAAACAAAAAAAACUGAACAAAAAUGCCGUCCUACUUCCUUCCUGGAAUCUAUGUACAACCUGUUCCCAGGUAGAAACUACAAUCCUUUUUUUUUCUCUCUUGAUGCACAGCACCACCUAGUGGCACAAAUGGCAUGCAACAUUUCUGAAAGGAAAUACAGUCACAAAUCAAGUACAACCACCAAUGUCACCGGUAUGCUGGUCAAAGGAUUCAAAGUAAUGAAGUGUACAUUCCUUAUUUCCGUUUAAAGUCAAACAAUCAAACAGACCCAGAAGUGGUCGUUUUAAAAAUAGUUUGGAGGAGAAAUGUGUCAAUCAAGCAUGAGGUGACCGUGGUUUCCCUAUUAUUUAAUUCAUUUGGUUUUCUUUCUAAAUCAGAACCAGGAGCCACAUACAACUGCUCGUAUCCUCUCCCUGCCGGAUAUAUCGCGCGUUGGCGGUUGUAUUGUGAUAAUAUAACGACCCACACACGGCUCCAAGCUGUAAGGUCCUCUUUUUUUAAGUGCUACUUUGCACAUUGUCAUUGAAUGCCUGUGCUUAAUAUGUCAUUGUUUCUGUUCCUUUGAAAUUACCCUCUGCGGUUUUCAUUUAAUCAAUUUAACCAGCAGGAAAAAAAACAAUAAUUUUAAUAAGUGGACUGCAUUGUUUUCUUGCAUAUAUGUUGCACUGCCUAAACCAAUAAGUGCACUACUGUUAGCAGAGAUGUUAUAGUUCUAGCAGAAUCAGCUUUCAAUCUUAUCUUUGGUUGUAGAGAGUAGAGAGUAGAAGAGCUAUUUUUUCCUUCCUUCAAUUUAUUCAAUAAUAAGCCACCCAACAUUUCUUGGCUUUUGUAACUGCUUGCCAUCACAUAUUUACUUUCAUUUUCUGCUGUUUUUUAUUUCAUUUCAAUCUAUCACAGUGUGUCUGUAUUUCUCCUUUGAACCUUUUCAAUGAAUCUAUUAAUUCCCCCCAGUGACAAAUGUACAUACAUUAGGACAGAUUCCUAUAAAACCAUCAAAGCCAAACAAAAACAACAUCAAUAAUACAAAUAAAGACAAUAAUAAUAAUAAUAGUAUUCAUAAUAAUAAUAAUAAGGUGUAUCCUAUGGUGUAUUUGGAAAUAUCUGGGAUGUAAUGGAAUGCAGUGUGAGACCUGUCAGUGGUAGUCGGGACCCUUCCUCUGUGUUUGUGAGUGUCCGCGUGACGUGUAGCCCAAUCCAACUGUUAAAAAGUGAAAUAUGUGUGAACUCUGUGCUUCCUUCGCAAUAUGCAGCGCCGGUACUCUAAGAAGCAGCGUUCCAAACCACCCAGGCGGAUAGAAAACAGGGCACAUGAUGUGGAUUUGAUUUCAGACUAGAUCAAAUAUUGACCUCUUGGUUAUCCCUAACCAGAGAGGCUCUGUAUCACGUUCGCUGGUGUUGCCGAGCCGCGAUUACACACUCUUGUGGCGUCGGUUUCACACUCCACAGAGUACAGUUUCAAUUCACACCACUAAAAGGGAACUGAUAUUUACUAUUGGAACAAAUGUUGUCCUAAGAGAAAGCCCGCAUUUAAGUCGCCCCAUCACUAAAUCAAAGUACACCAGAGUUCAUUAAGGAAAGAAAAUACACAUUUAGGCACUAAACCAAACCAGUUGGUUCAAUAACGAUAAAAAAGUAGCAACUAGUUUUGCCUGUGGAUAAGUAUGCCGUCUGUCGUGCGUGUGUACUGUUGGUGGUUACCAUCUGUAGCGUUGGUCGCCUGCUACUUUGUCUUUACACAGCACCACCAAGGUUUUCUCUAUUGCCUUAACAGACAAUGCACUAUAUAGAAUAUAGAAUAUAUAUAAAGCAACUGCCGGGAUAUCUCCAACCGCAUUGCUAUGGCACACUGCUCAUAUUUUGGAUUUAUUUUUGAUCUGCUCAGUACAGACUCAAGCACUGCCAAACUAACAUCGCGAUGUAUCUGAAAGCAAAGACGAAUAUACUAGUUUAGUUGUGUUAGUGAAGUGUGUGUAUUUGGUGAUCUAGCAUUCCUUCUUGGCACUUAUCUGCAUCUCGCAGUUUACCUAAAUUUGCAUAUUUUGUAUUAUACAUAUAUUAAAUGCACUAUUGACUGUAGCUAGACGCGUCUUCUUUAUAAAUCUGCUUGUUAUCAUUGUUCUUUAUAGUCGGUUAGCUUAGUUAGCUUGGCGUUGGUUUCUUUUCCGGAUUCAUGCUAUACAAAAUGUUUCUUUUUUUAAAAAAAAAGAAAACCAGUGAUCCAGAUGAGGGCUUAAUGACUGAUUCUUAUGGUCCGUCGACGUUCUGUAUUUAUUGUAAGGUGUUGAAUGGCAAACGAGGGUUAAGCGAGGAGAGCUCCUGACUUUUUAUUUUAGCUUGUGCGGCAUGACCUUCCACAUGGCGGAGACGCCACAUGUUGCUCCGUGCCCGUCGUUCUCCUCUUCUCACGUUGCUUCUGAUAGCCAUUAUUCUCGUGCUUUUAUUCAUAAUCCUCAAUGUUGCAAAUGGUCUGGCAUUUUUAAAAUGCAAAAAAAAACUUUGCAACACACCCCUUCACCACGACCAAUUUCUCAAUUGUGCUUCUGUAAUUGCUAGAUUUAAAAGAAAAAAAAAGAAAAAAAAAAGUGGAGACCUUUCGUUUGUAAAGUGUAUGCUAUACAUAUAUUUUUACAGAACAAAACGUGGUAACAUAGAUAGCCUUGAGUCAGCAGCUUUUUGUAUGGUGUUUAGACGAUAUUAUUGUUUGUCGUGUGUGUGUGUGUGUGUGUGUGUGUGUGUGUGUGUGUGUGCGUGUGUGUGUGUGCGUGUGCGUGCAUGUGCCUGCACACAGUCCAGGGUCUACUUCGGCGUCCCUCGUGCGUUCUUCUUCAUCGUUAUGCAUCUUCAUUUCCGAACCUAAUCCCGCAUUUUUCAGGCCAUCAUAUUGACUCGUCUAUUCAUAGUUGGGCGUGAUAUGAUAAGGCUACUUUAGCGGCUAAGAUGUCCUCCGUGUGUGCUCGCUCCGCACACACACAAAGUCUGUCGAGAUAAAACGAGACAGGAACACAUAAGAAGCACGGCUAGUAAGCAGAAAGGGUUUGGGUCCGUGAGGAUACGUCUGUCAUUCUCUUCAGUCUUCACACUUCAUUCACCUUUCAUCUCCAUGCAUGUACCAAGUCUCAAAGUUCAACUGUAAACUGUAACUCGUACUAAGAUGCAACUCAACUCAAUGAAUAUUCAACGACAGCUUUCUUUCCUUUGGUCCUACUUCCGUACAUACAAAUACCUAACUUCUUAUAAAUAUACGAUGUAUAUAAGACCAUCUUCACACAGAUACAGAAAUACAUUUUCAGAUAGUUAGAUAAAGAAAUACAUGCAGCUAGGUGAUACCUUCUGGGAUAUAGGGGAUACGCCUAUCAAGUGCCUAUUUAAACUAUACAACAUAUUCAUAGAUUUGCUCUCCUCUGUUGCACAAAUACAGUAUAUACACAAUGGUCUAUUGAGAUGACACUAUUUAUGCUUGACUGCUUGAAGGACGUCGUUCGACGUGGGUGUAUCCUUUCGAGAGACCCCUUUAAAAUACCCGGCAUGUUCUAUUCACAAAACAUGAUAUAUGCAGUUUAAUUUGCAGCUGGCAUUUAAUAUAUUUAUGGAGGAUUAAAAGAUUAACGGAAUUCUGGUGCUCGAUAAAAUAAAAUAAAACUGGCCUUCAUUUCUAGGUUUUAAUCAUUUAGUUUUAUUUUCUGUGAUAGGAAGAUUAUUCAAGUGAGGUUCCCUUGCUGUUUGGCAUUUAUUUGGGCAUUUGUUUUUUUUAGUUCAAGUCACAUUCGACAAAGUGAAAGAGAAAGUAGCCUUGUAAAGCACAUCCAUUCUGGUACUAAAACCCAAGGCUUUACCAUCGGAAUACAUCUUGUGAAUUUAUUUUGCAUUAUUCUGUUUGGAACUUUCUCUGUCACUGGAUUUAAGCCCAUUUUACAGCUUGAAUUGUACUUCACGUGUUAUCACUAAUUGGCUGCUGAAAUUGUCAUUUUUUUUUACUACAAAUGUUGACUGGCUGUAUUGAUAAGCAAGCAUUUAGCAAUCAUACAAUCACGUCAAAGAAAUGUGUGUAAUGUUGGACGCUGAUUGAAAGCCUUGACCCCAUAAUGUCGGGUUGCCAGAAUAGGAGCACAAUCGUCCUUUUAAACUUUUAUAAUUCUUGAAUUGGAAAAUGUGGAUAACUGUUGGUAUUCGUCGCCCCUUGAAAAUAGGCGCCAACAUUUUGACGACGAUAAUACACAAAAUAAUAAUAAUUGCAGUGUCACCUGUAAGGAUUGAAUUGCUCACUUUCUUCUUAAGAUAGCACAUUAAUUCCCUUAAUUUCUCUUUUACAUCCUCCCAAAAUACACAAUCUACACAGAGUAAAACUAGGAGAGUAUAGCUAUGAGUGAAACCGUAAUGUUAAACAUUUAGUUUGCAUAAACCUAUUUUUAAGAUAUUUAAAAAACAUAAACAGAUCACUUCAUACCGCUUGUCCCUUCCACCCAACUUCCAUACCACACUCAGACGUUUUCUUGUACGUUUUUUGCUAAGCUACUACACACUGACCAGAAACAUGUAACAGUAGGCCUAUCCUGGAUAGCCUGGGAUAGCCUACAUGCUAUCAAAGCUAUUAAACAUCCCUAUGCUAACAGCCGCCAUGCUAACUUUUGCAGUAACACAGCUGCUAUACUUGCGGUCGGCUUUCUCAAAUACAUUUAUUAAAUAUAACAGAGGUUAACCAGCAUGUGCCACUUAUGAGUUAUACUAAAUACACCCUCUUGUCACCACACAGUUGCAUUUAAAGAGCUUCGAUUCAACUAAAUCGUUAUUUUUGUUUUGAUGGGGGAUAUAUAUUUUAAAGAGUGUCCCUUCCAGUCAAAUGUUUUUUUUCGGUUGUGAAGAGUUUAAUUUUGGAUAUAGUUUAGCCUACGAAGACCUUACAUGUAGCCUGUUCUGUGUUUAUCGGUCGGGAUCCUACGAGAGCUAUCUGAACAUAUAGUUUUCUAAAAAUGUCAACAGAAAAAAAGCAACCCAAACUGAAAAAAGUAUACAUUCCUACGAAGCCCAGCACAUUCCAGCCCAGCUAGGUGUUCUCCAUCUUCUUCCACACUAACCCACUUAACAACCAGUCCUGAUUUCACCAGGCUCACCCCUUUUACACAUCGGUCGGCGCUCCUGCCGUAGCGAGCACUGCCCCUGCUUUGUUUCCCAAAGUUGAGAGAGAAAAAAGGGUACCCAUAAUUUAUCUCAUACAUUUUAGGAAUAAUCAUUCUAUCAUUCUGAGAGGAGAAUAAGAUCUAAGAUCGAACAGCCAGCGAUUACAUGAUAAUUGUCAGAACAGGCAUGCAAACUUUCAAUUAAAAAAAUGUAAUGUAGCACUAGUGUUUGAGAAAAAGGUGUGGUCGUGUGCGAGAUGGGGCCAUUAGUAUCGCUAGAGGCCAUUUUAAUUGCUUGUUUUUUAUUAUUUAAAAAAUACCAAAGAAUGGUAAGAAUAUUUAGGGGAUCUGUAUUUUAGUGUUAGGGAGAAAAUGUGUUGUGUGCGUGUUUCCUAUUACAGUAUGGACUUGUAUAAUCUUCAAGAUUCCUAGUUGAUUUGAUUUAGUUGUGUGUGGCAGGGUGCUUGUACAGACUGCAUCUAUCUCUCUUCAUUAACUCCCAUCGGUUGGUGUCAUUGUUGUGUUACUUUCAUACGGUAGACCAAAAAAAAACAUUUUUUUAAAGAAAUGCAACAAAAAAAAGAAAAAAGAAUUGGACACAGUAGCUGGGUUUUGAGCGUUGCAUGUUAUAGUAUGUAUAAGGUUUUAAAUGUUGCAUUUUUCAAACAAGUAGUUAUAUAAGGGUUAGGUUUUUUUUUCAUACUCACGUAAGCAAAAUUAAGGUAGAAAUGUUUCUAUGUUCACAUGUCUGUUUUGUGCUUUCUUUGUUAGAGACCAUUUGAGAGUUUAAAAAUACGGUUGCUCUAUUUUAAAUUCUAAAAGUGCCCCAAAUACGUUAUUCUGACAGAGAUCACGAACAAUGAAACUAUUGUUUUAGUCACGAGACGGACCAAGAUGUUACGUUUGCACAUAUUUGUAGUUUUAUUUAUCAAGCCAAAAAGGAAGAAAGACAUUUUUGACCCCCCAACUUUCAGUCUCGAAGCAUUCAAUCCGAUCGGAGCAGAAAUGCUUUUGUACUCAUCAUUUUACAAUCCUUUAAUUCUCACCAUUGACAAUUCACCACCUUGACAAACUCAAAGACAACAAAGGAAAAAAUAAAUUAAAACCAAACUCAGUUUCAAUAUGAUAAAAAUGUGGUCCAAAUACACCAAGUGUGUGUCAAAACGAAAUGGAAAGAGUAUAUUUUUAUAUGAUCAACACACUCUGAAACCCAUAGCAGAAUGUAACCGAUUGACAAUACUUUACAUUUAAAUUCUUAGAGAACCUGCUGUAUAUUUUUCAUUUCUGUCUGAACUCUAUCUAAAAUUUGAAUAAGUUGGGCCAUGUUUCAUUACUUGUCGUAAAGGUCGCAUUUCUCAAUUAUUUUUAUAAGAAUGUGUGUGGUUCCGCGAAUCAGUGAUCACACGUGUGUGUGUGUGUGUGUGUGUGUGUGUGUGUGUGUGUGUGUGUGUGUGUGUGUGUGUGUGUGUGUGUGUGUGUGUGUGUGUGUGUGUGUGUGUGUGUGUGUGUGUGUGUGUGUGUGUGUGUGUGUGCCCUCCAUCUCAAGCACUUCCCCUAUGACUUCCUGCCAUAUCUUGUAUGUAGAUGCUUUUGUAAAAAAAACUUUAUUGUAUUUGGGUUGAACUAUAACGUGUGUGUUUUGUUUUUUUACAUGUGGAUAAUUUGUUUAGCUUUAGCUCACCAUUUUUACUCUCUCUCCCUGAAAUACUUCUCCUAUUCAGAACAGAGCAGAAGUGGAGCAGUUGCUGUAAAGCAGACAACCAAGCAACCCUUACAGU